AUGGAAGAAAUCGGAGUGAAUGGAAAAGACAAAAUUAAUAAGGAUGAUGAAUUCCACGUUCGAACAUACUAUAACUAUAAAACAGUUUCUGAAAAUCGAGAUGGAAAUAAAGAAAAUUCUAAUUUAGAAUUUUUCAAAAUAAAAAAAAAAGAGGAUCGUUUUUUAUGGUUUGAAAAACCUUUUGUAACUCUAGUUUUCGAUUAUAAAAGAUGGAAUAGACCAAAUCGAUAUAUAAAAAAUGAUAAAAUUGAAAAUACUGUAAGAAAUGAAAUGUCACAAUAUUUUUUUUAUACAUGCCAAAGUGAUGGAAAAGAACGAAUAUCUUUUACAUAUCCCCCCAACCUUUCAACUUUUUUUGAAAUGAUACAAAAAAAGAUCCCUUCAUUUACAACAGAAAAAAAAACCUCGGAUCAAGUUUAUACUUGUUGGAGUUUGGUCAAUGAAGAAAAAAAGGAAAAUUUAAAAAACGAAUUUUUAAAUAGAAUUGAAGCUUUAGAUAAAAAAGGGUCUAUUGAAAAUAUACUGGAAAAAACAACUCGAUUUUGUCAUAACGAAACUCAAAAAGAAUAUUUACCUAAAAUUUAUGAUCCAUUUUUACAUGGGAUUUCGCGCGGAAGAAUCAAAAAAUUAUCUCCGUUCCAAAUCAUAACCAAAACCUAUAAAAAAAAGAAUAUAAGAGGAUCUUGGAUAAACAAAAUUCAUGCUAUACUUCUGAAGAUUAAUUCUCAAAAAUUUGAGCAAACAAUAGAAAAAUUUAAAAGAAAGUCUUUAUCAAUAGAGAAAAAACUUUAUUUUUUUUCCGAACCCCAAGAAGAAAAAAUUCAGUCAGAAGAAGAAAUAAAAAUUUUCAAAAUUUUAUUUGAUGUCGUUAUAAUUUAUAAUAAUGAUCAAACUCUUAUAAAAAAUUUUAUUGAUUUCCAUGAAAUCAAUAAACAAGUUCCUCAAUGGUCAUACAAAUUAACAAGUGAAUUGGAAGAAUUGGAAGCUGAAACUGAAGAAAAUAUACCAACCGAACCUGGAAUUCGUUCAAGAAAAGCAAAACGUGUAGUGGUUUUUACUGAUUUAAAAGAACCGCAUAACGAGAUUUAUACUAAUCUCAAAGAUAAUCAAAAUUCUGAUCAAACAGAUGAAAUGGCUUUGAUCCGUUAUUCACAACAAUCUGAUUUUCGUCGAGAGAUAAUUAAAGGAUCCAUGCGUUCCCAAAGGCGUAAAACUGUUAUUUGGGAAUUUUUGCAAGCAAAAGCACAUUCGCCCCUUUUUUUUGAUAGAAUAGAUAAAUUUUUUUUUUUUCGUUUGAUAUAUGGGGGCUAAAAAAAAAAAUUCUUAGAAAUUUCAUGUGGAAAAAAAAAAUUUUUUUUGAUAAAAACGAAGAAGAACAAUCAAAAAAAGAAGAACAAAGACGUAUAGAAAUUGCGGAAACUUGGGAUAGCUUCUUAUUUGCUCAAAUAAUAAGAGGUUUUAUUUUAGUAACUCAAUCUAUUCUUAGAAAAUAUAUUAUAUUACCUUUAUUGAUAAUAAUUAAAAAUAGCAUCCGUAUCGUAUUAUUUCAACUUCCCGAGUGGGAAGAGGAUUUAAAGGAGUGGAAACGUGAAAUGCAUGUUAAAUGUACUUAUAAUGGGGUUCAACUAUCCGAAACAGAAUUUCCACGAAACUGGUUAACGGAUGGUAUUCAGAUAAAAAUCCUAUUUCCGUUUUAUCUUAAACCUUGGCAUAAAUAUAAAUUUCAAUCAUCUCAGAAGGCUCGACUAAAAAAAACAAAAGGAGAAAAAAAUGAUUUUCGUUUUUUAACAGUUUGGGGGCUGGAAACUGACCUACCUUUUGGUUCUACCAAACCAAAGCCUUCUUUUUUUAAACCUAUUUUUAAAGAAUUAAAAAAAAGAAUCAAAAAAUCCAAAACGAAGUCUUUUCCGGUUUUAAGGAUUUUCAAAGAAAGAGCAACAAUUUUCCUAAAAGUCGAAAAAGAAAUUAAAAACUGGAUUAUAAAAAACUUGCUUUUUCUAAAAGAAAAAAAAAAAAACCUUUCAAAACGAAAUAGAAUUCCAUUAGUUGGCCCGAGAGAAAUAUAUGAAUUAAAUGAAACUAAAAAAGAUUCAAUAAUGAGUAAUCAGAUGAUUCAUGAACUAUCUGUUCAAAAAAAAUCGACGGAGUGGCCAAAUUCUUCACUCAGCGAAAACAAAAUAAAAAAUGUGAUUGAUAAAAUAAAGACAAUCAGAAAUCAAACGAAAAAAAUUUCAAAAGAAAAAGAAAAACUAACUAAUAGUUGUAACAAACUGUGUUAUGAUUCUAAAAUAAUUGAGUCAUCAAAAAAAAGUUGGCAGACAUUAAAAAAAAAAAAAACUCGAUUAAUUCGUAAAUCUUUUUUUUUUUUUCAAUUUUGCGUUGAACAACUGUCUAUUUCUAUUUUUCUAGGUAUUAUUAAUAUUCCAAGAAUUACUACACAACUUUUUGUUGAUUCAACAAAAAAAAUUCUUGAUGUAUAUAUUUACAAGAAUGAGGAAAAUGGAGAAAAAAAAAAAAAAAAAAAUACCAUUUAUUUUAUUUCGACUAUAAAAAAUUUCAUAUCAAAAAAAAAUUUUUUUAGUUAUGACUUAUGCUCUUUAUCA
Messenger RNA from Brassica napus (rape), 2603 nucleotides. Its product is annotated as protein TIC 214-like. NCBI's taxonomy places the organism in Eukaryota, Viridiplantae, Streptophyta, Magnoliopsida, Brassicales, Brassicaceae. Gene Ontology annotation, cellular component: membrane. The record is from RefSeq and is a predicted model, not a curated record. The transcript has a single exon. Bases 1 to 1311 code for a protein of 436 amino acids.